Molecule: messenger RNA, 2229 nt
Organism: Echinostoma caproni
Lineage: Eukaryota; Metazoa; Platyhelminthes; Trematoda; Plagiorchiida; Echinostomatidae
Source: the annotation of a GenBank genome assembly
AUGGCUCAGAUUAGAAUAUCUGAAAUAAACUUGCAGCAUUUGGACAGUUGCCAAUUUCGAAGACAAAUCGGCUUUGUCCCAGAGGAACCAAAACUUUUUCACGGAACAAUCGCUCAGAACAUUCGAUUCGGUCGUCUGAAUGCAAGCGAUGCGGAAGUUCAACGCGCGGCUAUGCUAUCUAAUGUGCACUCGUUCAUUGUAGACCUGGAACAGGGCUAUGAAACUCCUGUUUGCCAGUUGUCCCAUCAAAAAUAUACAAUUUAUCGCUGGCUUAUUGCACUCGCCAGAGCAGUGAUCCGGAAUCCGAAUCUGCUCUUACUAGAAUAUCCACACGCACGAUGGAAUACGAACUCGGGACGAGGUGUUCUACUGGAAGCUGUCAAACUGGCGUCGACGGGUAAAACCGUGAUUUUUACAAGUCGAUAUCCAAAUCUGGUGAUGGAUGCUGAUCAAAUCCUAGUGCUGGACAAAGGUGUUGUGAGACAAGUGGGAAAUCACUCGCAACUGGCGGAGGAGGAAGACGGACUCUAUUCGGUCAUGUUGCGUGUUUAUCACCCAGUCAGACAGACCUUAUUCGGUCGAACUUUGCGCAUAAAUCGACCCGAGAUGGGCUAUAUCAUCGGUGGUUGUAUCAGUAGCCUGGUCGCCGGAGCUGCUCAGCCAUCCUUUGCCGUUCUGUAUUCGGAAGUUUUCGAUGGUUAUUUCUUUGGUGUAUCGAAUGAGCGCCUGGUCAGUCGUCUUCGGGUGAAAUAUUUCGAAGCUAUUCUACAUCAGGAGAUUUCAUGGUUUCGGUCUCUCGAUCAUCGCGCGGAUUUGUUGACCAAACACCUGGCGGACACAGUCGGACAUCUUCGCACUCUAUCCGGCUAUCAGAUUGGAAAGUUGGUUGAAGCCCUCGCACUGAUUAUUUGUUCCGUGGCCAUCUCAUUCUCGUGCAGUUGGCCCCUCGCCCUGGUCACCGCGGUGUUUGUUCCACUGGUGAUUUUGGGGAGCCUGAUACAAUUCCGUCAUUUCGUUCGGUCUCGUCCAACUCCGUCCGCAUUGCCGUUUGUGAAUGAUGUGUUGACCGACAUUAGGACUGUGCAAUAUUUGAACUUACAGGAAUAUUUCACCGCGUUGUACGAGCAAAAACUGGAUGAACUUAAACGUUUCGAAACGAAAGAAAGUUUGGUGCUGGCCGUUGUGUACUCCCUUACCCAAUCAGCUGGGAUAUUCACACUGGCCGCUGUAUUCGAACUCGGUGCAUACCUGUUCAUGGAACACUCACUUAGUGUGGUAAGGCUUUUCAGAGCAUUUGCGGUGAUGAAUAUGGGUGCCCAAUCGUACGGGAAGUUUUUUGAUCUAUUGCCCGAGAUAAAGAUUGCCUCCGCAAGCGCUGAGCUAAUAUUUGCCACGUUGGAUAGAAAACCGCAAAUUUUGAAGGAAGAUGGGUUGAGACCACAAUCUUCCGAAUUCAGUGGAAAAGUUACCUUUGAUCACGUGACCUCGGGAGAAUGGAACAGAAUGUCAUCGGAAUGCGAAUUUCUAACACAAUUCUCCGGUACCAUCGGACCGGGUCAAGUCGUUGNCGUUGGAUUUGCUGGAUUACCUGGUAGCGGACGACUAGAAAUCCUGGACCUGGUUCAGCGUUUCCACGACCCACUUCCAUCUGGGAAUCCCGAACACGGGAUCUACUUCGAUCGGUGGAACCUUCGAAAUCUCGCGCCUAGUUGGAUUCGUUCGCAGUGUGCACUGAUUUCGCAUGAAUCGGGGCUUUUCAGUCGCAGUAUCAAAGAAAAUAUUGCAUACGGAACUGAGGCCGAACGAGUCACCAUGGAUGGGAUAAUUGAAGCUGCACGUUUGGCGAAUGUUCAUAAUUUUAUUAACACACUACCAGAGGGUUACGAAACAGUGGUCUUACAGGAUGAUCUCCAGUUUUCCGAUGGUCAGCGGCGUCGCAUUGCCUUGGCCAGAGCACUGUUCCGACGACCCAAACUGCUACUUGUCGAUCGAGUCCUGGAAAAUCUCGACAUGGAUGAUCUGCGGUUAGUUUUGAAAGCGAUAAAGGAGAAUAUGAGACGAUUCACUACGCUUAUUGUGCCGCAACAGCUUGCUCAUACGGACAGUAUAGAUCACAUUGUGGUGCUUCAUGACGGUCGACAAGUGGAAUCGGGAACUUUCUCGGAUUUGGUGCAAUCUGAUGGCUAUUUUAAAGCGUUAUUGAUCUUAGAGAAUUCAAAUCUAUUCUAA